This is a messenger RNA of Cyprinodon variegatus (sheepshead minnow), 1666 nucleotides long. Its product is annotated as serine/threonine-protein phosphatase 6 catalytic subunit-like. Gene Ontology annotation, cellular component: cytoplasm. Gene Ontology annotation, molecular function: protein serine/threonine phosphatase activity. Lineage: Eukaryota; Metazoa; Chordata; Actinopteri; Cyprinodontiformes; Cyprinodontidae. Gene Ontology annotation, biological process: G1/S transition of mitotic cell cycle; peptidyl-serine dephosphorylation. The transcript is spliced from 7 exons. The record is from RefSeq and is a predicted model, not a curated record. The coding region runs from base 1 to 945 and encodes 314 amino acids.
AUGUGCUCCAAAGCUGCAAAACUGGAGCCCACAGCUUCCUGGUUUGAUCAUGAGGAUGUAUUUGUGCCAGAUUAUAAUCCCAUCUACCUGUUUGUGUUACAGAGGUUAUGCGACUAUGUGUGUGAUCUGCUGCUGGAGGAAUCUAACGUUCAGCCUGUAGCCACACCGGUUACAGUCUGUGGAGAUAUUCAUGGUCAGUUUUAUGAUCUAUGUGAACUCUUCAGGACUGGGGGUCAAGUUCCAGACACAAACUACAUUUUCAUGGGAGAUUUUGUGGACCGAGGUUAUUAUAGUUUGGAGACGUUUACUUACCUCCUAGCUUUAAAAGCCAAGUGGCCUGACCGCAUCACGCUGCUGCGAGGAAACCAUGAGAGCAGGCAAAUAACGCAGGUUUAUGGGUUUUAUGAUGAAUGCCAAACAAAGUAUGGGAACGCCAAUGCUUGGAGGUACUGCACCAAGGUGUUUGACAUGCUGACGGUGGCGGCGUUGAUAGAUGAGCAGAUCCUCUGUGUCCACGGCGGCCUUUCGCCUGACAUCAAGACUCUGGACCAGAUCCGAACCAUCGAACGCAACCAGGAGAUUCCCCACAAAGGAGCGUUCUGUGACCUGGUUUGGUCCGACCCGGAGGACGUGGACACCUGGGCCAUCAGUCCCCGCGGCGCCGGCUGGCUGUUCGGCUCCAAGGUCACCAAUGAGUUCGUUCACAUCAACAACCUGAAGCUGAUCUGCCGCGCUCACCAGCUGGUGCACGAGGGCUACAAGUUCAUGUUUGACGAGAAGCUGGUGACGGUGUGGUCCGCUCCCAACUACUGCUACCGCUGCGGGAACAUCGCCUCCAUCAUGGUCUUCAAGGACGUCAACAGGAGGGAGCCCAAGCUGUUCCGAGCCGUGCCGGACUCUGAGCGGGUCAUUCCUCCCCGGACCACCACCCCUUACUUCCUGUAAGGUCCGCAGCCCCGCCCCCUCCAUCUGCUUCAGAGGGUAUUCAUCAGCACCAGUCAGAGAACGAUCCAGAGCAGGAGGAAUCGGUCGGAACCAAAGCCGCGACUCGGUUUCUUUCCGGUUUUUGAGAUGCUGACUGUGAAGCAGAAGGUUAAACCUGUGGGGCACCUCUGGUCUCUUUGUGAUAAUUUCCCAGCUGCAAGUGAACACCUCAGAUUCUCAGCCUCUGAGCCCAUCCUGCAACAUUCUGCCUUAAACAUUUUUAACUUUCUUUAAUUUAUUCAUCUUAAAAUGUCACGCACACACUGUUUUAUGUUUUUAUUUUCUCAGACCGGUGUUUGUUCUCCUCUGUGUGUCUGAAGCGGGAUGAAGCAGUUCCUUAACUGAGGGGUUUACGUUGAAUCUUGAUUCGCUCGGUAUAGAUGCACCGAUUGCUGCCUUUAGGCUGAUGUCUCUAAGAACUGACCAAACACACACACACACACAAAAAAAAAAAGAUAAUUUCUGUAAAACAGGAUCUUUGUCAGCGAAAUGUUCUAAUGUUUGAGCGUUUUACAGACCAUGACAGUUAGGCGGAGUCAUCCCAUCUGUCCACCAAUCGGUGCGUCCCUCAUUAUCUGUGGCAUUAUGUCUGUGCCAAUUACCAGCUCUGCACAGCGGCUGGAGCUCACAGCUGACUUCCAGUUUGUUUACCUGUCUUGUAAUUUGAAUAAAAAUGUAUUCA